This is a messenger RNA of Daktulosphaira vitifoliae (grape phylloxera), 1809 nucleotides long. RefSeq names its product calcitonin gene-related peptide type 1 receptor-like. Gene Ontology annotation, cellular component: plasma membrane. Bases 380 to 1594 code for a protein of 404 amino acids. Lineage: Eukaryota; Metazoa; Arthropoda; Insecta; Hemiptera; Phylloxeridae. Gene Ontology annotation, biological process: cell surface receptor signaling pathway; adenylate cyclase-modulating G protein-coupled receptor signaling pathway. Gene Ontology annotation, molecular function: G protein-coupled peptide receptor activity. The transcript is spliced from 10 exons. The record is from RefSeq and is a predicted model, not a curated record.
UUUUUCUUUAAUAUUUUGAAUUUCCUAUCCUUUGAUUAAUAUUAAAGUAUGUUUAAAUGAUUAACGUUCAAAUUGUUCAAAAUAUAUUUAUUUAUGAAAAAUAGACCUUGAUUAUCGUUUCUGUACUUUUGUGGAAAAAUUUGAUUCGCUACUAUCAAGUGAAUUAGACGGCAGGCGCACAGGACGCAACCACAGUGCAGACGUUACAGAAUUGUAUUUGGCGUAUACCACGAGUUGACGGCGCCUAAACUUUUUAAGUGCUCUUCAGUUACAGAACAGACACAUGUUGACGUUAACGUGUUCACCGGACUUUAUGUAAUAGUUGUUGUCCCAGUGUAAUAAUUAAAAAUAAAUACUUGUAUUCUGCUAAACAUUUUCUAUGAGAAUGCAAGACCUAAAUAAUGGAACAAAUUUUCAUAAUUUAAGUUUGGUCAAUUUGCUACGGCAUCUUAAACAUAAAUGUUUGAUCAAUUCAACAGUUGAAUCUACUAAAUCAUGUCCAAAAACAUUUGAUGGGUGGGCAUGUUGGGAAGAAACGUUACCUGGUGAAGUGGCAUUAGCACCUUGUCCAUCCUAUGUAGUGGGAUUUGAUCCAACAAGAUAUGCGUUCAAAAAGUGUAUGUCUGACGGUACUUGGUAUAAAUUGCCAUUAACGGGAAAAUAUUGGGCUAAUUAUACAAAUUGUAUAGACACUGAAGAUUUACAAUUUAGAAACUUAGUGAAUUCAUUGUUUAUCAUUGGUUAUUCAAUAUCUUUGGCUGCUCUGCUCACAUCGUUGAUGAUAUUCUUUACGUUCAAGUCACUGAGAUGCACUCGGAUAGCUAUUCAUGUACAUUUGUUCAUAUCAUUAGUCUUCACUAACGUUGCAUGGAUCAUAUGGUAUAAAAUGGUUAUAUCGGACGUGUCAGUGCUUCAAACGAAUGGGAUAUAUUGUCGUAUACUUCAUGUUCUUCUUCAAUACUUUAUGGUAGCCAACUACAUGUGGAUGUUUUGUGAAGGUCUUCAUUUACAUCUAGCCUUAGUAGUGGUAUUUGUUACGGACGUUUAUGCCAUGCGAUGGUUUUAUACUAUCGGCUGGGGAUUUCCACUAGUAGUGACAGCCAUAUAUGUUGUGUGGAGAAGCAAAACGAAUGAAGAUACAUCAGAGUGUUGGAUGGAUGAAAGCCAUUGUCAUUGGGCGCUGUCUAUUCCAGUUCUCCUCUCAAUAUGCAUCAGUCUACUAUUUUUGAUUAAUGUCAUGAGAGUUUUACUUACAAAAUUGCAUAGGAAUUCAAUUAAUCCAGCACCAAUAGGUGUCCGAAAAGCGGUUAGAGCAGCAUUGAUACUUGUUCCUCUAUUUGGUAUCCAUCACAUACUUAUACCUUACCGCCCUCCACACAAUACUGCAUGGGAGAAGGUUUACCAAUUGUUUACUGUAGCUUUAGUACCCACUCAGGGUCUUUGUGUGUCUGUAUUAUUUUGUUUUGCCAAUGUUGAUGUGCAUGGAGCUUUUCAUAAGUAUAUAAGAAGAAUAAAAAGAAGAGGCACUAUUCACACAAAUGUUACAGGUACUACGCAACCAGUACAGUCACAAAUCAGAGACGUUAUUGUCUAAAAGUUAAACUUAUUAGUUUAAUCCAGACAAAACUAUUAUUUGUAAAUAUUAAGUGAUCUAAAUUAUAUGCUAUUAAAAUAGGCAUACUGCCAUUUGGUGGUUUUAUUAAAUAUAUUUUAUUAUUGUAAUUAAUUUAAAUUAUUUUACUUUUGUAAAAAAAUGUUUUCCUUAGUAUCUUUAAAUAAUAAUUUAGUACUAAAAUCUAUUCUAAAACA